AUGUAUGAACUCACGAUUCACAAUAAUGGUGACAAUGUAACUAUGCCGAAUACAAUUGGAAAGAACGAUCGAGUUCCUUCCCUUCUUGAUGAUCUUAUCAAGUUGACUAUCGAGUAUUUCGUGGCGAAGGGGUACAGUAACACCGAAAUCGUUUCUCGCCUACGCAAACACUAUGAUGCUGAUGAUUUACCUCUUGAAAAAGCGGCACUCUUAGUGGGGACUGAAGUCCGCUUGUGGGCAAGCCCAUGCCACCACAAGUCCUGCAAUCGAGCGAGUGCGAGCACGCUUCCAAAAGCAGGAAAAUAUCACUGUGUCAAGCAAAGAAAGUUGAUUCUUCGCUACAUGAAUGCUCACCAUCAGGAAGAUGUUCAAGCUCGCAAGAGUCUACGCCUGAAGAGGAGUGUCUACUGGACCGCGAGUGUCAAUGAUGUUUGGUAA
Suillus bovinus is the source of this 438-nucleotide messenger RNA. RefSeq lists its product as uncharacterized. Lineage: Eukaryota; Fungi; Basidiomycota; Agaricomycetes; Boletales; Suillaceae. The transcript is spliced from 6 exons. The record is from RefSeq and is a predicted model, not a curated record. Bases 1 to 438 code for a protein of 145 amino acids.